AUGAAUAGGCAACGCACCAACAGCUUCAAUACGAAACAACAAUACCAAUACACCUCACCAGAGUCCUUUACCACACCUGAUUGUAAAGGAUUCAAUAUUGAUUAUUAUCUCGAAACUUCUGGCAAAUCAUCUCGAUCUCCUCACAGAAGAUUGAGACGCGACUCUAGCACCAGAACAUUACGAAGUCUUGCUCGUUACCAACAAAAUCGAGGGAAUCGCAAUCAAUACGACACUGCUCCAUAUACACCCUCAAAGCUUUCUAAGGUAAUGAUUGCUGAGUACGAGCUCGACAUUUCAGACAUUGACACACCCUUUACAAUGAUGCGCCGUGGUUUACUGGAUGCGACCGAUCUCAGUUCGUCCGCUUUGCAAUUCCCCAUCCUUCAGCCAAAACCCAUUGCUAAGAAAUCCGCGAUUGAAGAAAUUUCCCUCACAGACUCUGUUGCUACAGAAUCUCAUACUCAAGAUUCCGCCUUUGUUGUGACAUCCUCAUUCGCCUACAAUUCGGACACCGAUUCUGUUUUUGAAGUUGGCACUGCUCAGAUUGGCACUGCAUACGGCGCCUCGACAAAACUACAACUCUUGACCCCUCCAGAAGACAAAAAUAUGGUUGUCUCUAGGGUUCGUGAGACAAAUGCUAGUAUGAAGCGUCUCCAAUUUAACCAAGCUAAACUGGCCAAUAAACCCGAAACAGACGCAGCUGAAAACCACGUUCUAGAAGUUCCAAGUGGUAAUGAUUGUCUAGCAUCCCCAAGUCACAUUGCUUCCCUGAAGGAUAACGGUAGUCCCUUGCCAAAAAAUCAACGUCGUAGCCGAUCCAGCUUAACAAAUGAUGAAAGCAGUUCCCACAAGGUCGUCGAUAAUGUUAUUUCCCGCUUUUCAACACAUCAGGAAACUCCUUUGUCCACGAAUACUGAUGACAACGACGAGCCUUCAGUCAGAAGUAUGGUCGAUGUUAGCAGCAAUAAUGGUUUAAACGACCUUUCAACCCAUGUAAUUAUUGAUGGCUCUGAUAGAUUAACAGGAACUGUUGCUCAAGAUUCAAAGAUCAAGGAAACCCUGCUCAAGCCACUGCCAGCCCCCACCGAUCAAGAAGACCUCAUCCAAGUCGCUCCCAAUACCGCCCUUCAAGCUAUCGCUCAUAGUGGUCCAAUUGGCCGAUCUGAAAGCCAAACAACUAUUGGUAGAAAGAGAGAAAUGUCGCUGCUUCCCUCCACGCGUUUUGCUAGAAACGCCGAUAGGAUUGUUCUGGGCACGUCGCCACCUUAUUCUAAGGUCAGGACUCGUCUCUACAUUGACGAGUUCCCUGAAGAUAUUGAGCAAUCAAACAAUGUCCUCGAAAAGAUUGCUAGAAAGACAACACCGGUAGCAAAGCCAAAGGGAUUCAGCGCUGCUACCUCGAAGUUUAGUAAACGCAAGUCGUCUCUACCAGAUUCUACAGAAAACAAAACCCUUAAGCCGACCGAACUCACUCUAGAGAAGAAAGUAACGUUGGCAGAACGUCUGUCGAAGCCAACUGCCUCUUCCGCAGCUCGCGCCAAGGCCAAUGCGAAGUCCCGCAAGCCAGCGCCUGCUUUAAAGUCGAGUGCGAUGUCUUCUGUCAAGAAUGCUGGAAGAGGUCUCAAGAGCCGCCUUUCUGGAAUGAUGCAAAACCGUCGUACUUCAGAAGUCGUUGCUAUGGACCCACCUUUUUCUGCUUCAGUUAGUGUCCCCGAACAUGCAAUUGCUCAGCACGAUAUUCCUACUGUUAUAGUGGAAAAGGCACCUGAAAUUGCUCCUUUCGUCAAUGAUCGCGACGUCGGUGAGGAGUUCGCGUCGUUUUACAGUGAAAUAACCUAUCUUACCGAGCAAGUCAAUCAAGUUGGUUCAGUUGAGCAUCCAACCAACAAUUCAGCUGGCCGAAGCAAACUUGUUAGCUCUCAGGUUGUUGAGACUUCUGUGGAAGCUGCCGACUCAACCGCACAGAUGGCCGAUUAUCCAACAUCAGUUGUACAGCAUUCUGUGAUGUCCACUGCUCAACUUGAUGCCAUUUUCAGAGAGCAAGAUGCACCACCCUCAGACUCUAUUAUUGAGCACCGAAUUCAAACUUUGUCACAGAGUGCACCUACGCGUUCUCCUCCAUCAGUUCCAAAUUCAUAUGUACAAAUUCAAGGAAAUGGUCAAAACAACAUCCAAGUCACUGCUGGAGAUGGCGCAUCAGAUCCACCACGUAGAGAGAACGGCAAUGAUGGCCAUGAGCAUGAGCAACCCCUCCCGUCAUCCGUCGAGGACUCGCUUACUGAAAUCAAGAAUACGCUUGAUUCCCUUCGAUAUGCUCUUACUGUUGAACGCGAUCCAGCUCAACAGAUUGUUCUCGCUGGCUGCGCUGUAUUCCUUACACACAAAGUUCAAGCUAUCAACGAUAACCGUAAACUCCUUUUGCUCUUACAGCAAGCGCAGGAUGUUAUGGUGCUUGACACUUCAGUCGAAGCUUUAGCAGCUAAGAGAACUUUGCGUCAGUUGGGCCAUCGAGUCGACGCCGUGAUUAUUAAUCACAACUAA
Messenger RNA from Botrytis sinoallii, 2541 nucleotides. RefSeq lists its product as uncharacterized. The coding region runs from base 1 to 2541 and encodes 846 amino acids. The transcript is spliced from 4 exons. The record is from RefSeq and is a predicted model, not a curated record. NCBI's taxonomy places the organism in Eukaryota, Fungi, Ascomycota, Leotiomycetes, Helotiales, Sclerotiniaceae.